Messenger RNA from Botrytis cinerea B05.10, 3003 nucleotides. RefSeq lists its product as hypothetical. NCBI's taxonomy places the organism in Eukaryota, Fungi, Ascomycota, Leotiomycetes, Helotiales, Sclerotiniaceae. The transcript has 2 exons. The record is from RefSeq and is a predicted model, not a curated record. Bases 1050 to 2342 code for a protein of 430 amino acids.
GAUUUAGAACAACUCAUCCAUCGAUACUCGUACUUGUUGUACAUCCAUUGAUACAUCCAUUGACACAUCCAUUAUAUAUAUCCCUUAUUCAUCAUAAAUACCAUCACCAUCACCACUACCAGCAACAAUCGUCCUGUUUUGAAACAACCCUCGGACUUUUCCAUUUAUCCAUUAGGGGAAUAUCAUUAUCGAAUUUCGACCAAAAUAUCCCCGUUGUUGAAGUAACGACACACCAACCACAUCGACUUCUAUUUAUUCCACGUGAAGUUCGGUAGGGAAGACGACGUUCUGUAACGGCAACGUAUAUUUUAUACAUCACCCAUCUAUCAGCUGCCGUCUUCUCACAAGAGACCUAUCUAUCUAUUCAUACCUAUUCAUCUGCCCAUCCACCGCCCUCACUCACACUCACACUCAGCCUACCUGCCCACCCAUCGACCUCCCAACCUACAGAAUAUCUAUCUGGUAUACGAUAAUAGGACGAUUCAUCACCCCUGGUCCAUACCAAUCGCCUCCCUUGCCGCCAUCAAGAGACCCGUUUCUCUGCACCCACGCAGGAACCAAUCAAUCCAGCCCUCACGUCCCAAAAAGUGGGCAGGAGAAGAAAAGAAAGAAAAAAAGAUUAAAAAAAAUAAAAAACCCAAGAAUUAAUACCAACUUGGAAUCCCCCAGUCUUUCCUAGGCGUGAGAAUCAUACAGAAAUCACACAUCCACGCCAUCUGCUACAUUCCGAAGGACCUUGUGCCCAAUUAAAAACGAUAUAAUCAAUUAACCCGUUGUUACGAAGAUCAUAUUGCAGGAACAACAAACCUUAGACCCCUUCUUCGUCAGAUUUCCCGCGUCGCAAGACUAAUUUGUUCCUCCCACCCUCCAUCUGCUGCUGCUCAGCACUCAACCAACGCAACGCAACGCAACUACCGACUAGAGCAUCAUACAAACAACAAUUCCUCACAUUUCUCUCUCGUCUUGUUCUGCACACUCCAUAAACUCUCUCUUCAUAACAAUAACAGUAACUUCUUGAAAACGUCUCUUCAUUUUAUAAAUCAUUAAUCAUGGGCUACGAAACUCGCGGAAAACAAUUGAAUUGGGGAGUGAUCGGUAUAAAUUUACCACAAACUCACGCUGAGAAAGCGGCCGCUCGACUUUCACCGCCUUCCAUAGCGACGUCGACAUCAGAACAGCAACUUUCGAAGAAACGUUCACGUCGAAGUUCAUUCUCACUGUCGCCUCCACCAAAACGAAAGAAUUACACAAUUCCUGAAGAUAUUAACACGCCGCCACUUUCACCACCAGCCGAUGAUGGCCCAUUCGAAAUUCACAACGUCCGAAUAAAAGAGGAGGCGAAAGAGAAGAAAAUAGCCAUUGAUGACAUUAAGCUCGAGGAGGGUACAGAGAGUAAAUCAACGGCUGGAGCGGAUGAGGAGAAGGAAGAAAUCAAAGAAAUCGACUUGACUGAAGUAAAGGACGAAAUUGUCGAAGGAGUUAUUGUUCAAUUACAAAAAACUCGCAAUAGACCUCAUUUAGUCAAGGAACUUGCAGCUAUUUUGUCUCCGACCGUCAAAAUCGUGGAACAGUCUGCCAAUCCAUGUGCAAUCAUUUCCUCUCGACUAUCCAACUAUCUCAAACGACCAUGGACCGCAUCAUCACCUUGUCCAGUAGGAAAAGAAUUGGAAACUGUACACCCGAGAAGAACAUACUUUUACUUGACCACUUACUCGCAUCAACCAUUUCCUGAUCCUGCACAAUUAGCUCAACGUUCGAUUAUCACUCCAUCUAUCUCAAGCGCAGAUUCGAUAGAUGAACCAGAACGAACGCGUGAUGAUUCGCCUGAAGUCGAUUUAUCCUCCGAGGAAUACGACGAUGACGAUUCAGUUACACCACCAACUCCAACUGGUUCCUUUGCCGGUCGUUUCGAACGCCCCGUGAGAAACAAUCGUGCUGCAUCGGUUGGUCUUGAGAAAGAUGAGAAAGAAUUCACACAAACCGCUCGUGGAAUGCAAAAGCGAAGAUUCAGUGGCGAGCCACCAUCAUCAUCUUUGGCGAAACCAUCUGAUAUGAACGAUAUGCCUUCAAAUAUUUCAGAUACCCCGAUGAAAUCUGUGGAAUCUGACCCAUUUUUUGGAGAAAGCCGAGGUGGUUUGAAUGCCUCGUUGUUAAAUACGCCAGGUUUUAUGAAUAGCCCCGCUAUGAAACCUGUUUUUGCGUCGAAAAAAUCAUGGGAUGCAACUGUGGAAACUUCUCAAGCGAAUUGGGCGCCAGCGAAGAUUGACACAUUAGAUUGGGAUACGAGAAGUCCGGAAAACAUCGAGUUGGAUGAAUUAGAUGGCAUGCUUGAUGGAUUUUAGAUUCUCAAUCUUUUCCUUUUUUUUUUAUGAUUAUACGCACACGAAAGAUUCUACCAGUGUUGGAUCAGGAAUCAUUGAUUCCAUUGUAUAAAUAUUUUUUACUUGCUACUUGAGAUUUCUGUUGGGAGAGUUGUACGAUUUUUUUAUUAGAAGAGAUGGAAAGAUGGGGGUGAAUGGACUGGAAAAUGCGAAUACAAAAGGAAAGACAAAACAAAACCGGUCCUGGGGAUUAUUAGGAUAUUUUGGAGGCACUCUCGUUUUUUUCUGCAUGAGAUACUAUUUGUUUGAAGUCGGGUUUUUCUGCGAUGGCGCUCAGGAUGGUGGAUUUUUUUUUUCGGAGUGCGUUAUGUCUUAGCCUCUUCUCUUUUUUGUAAACAAUAACUUUCAUGACCGAGAUGAUUGGAGAUGGAUGGAUUUGGGAUAUGAUAUGGUCAUGUAGUCGUAAGACCAUUGGGUUAGGAAAAGGAGGGAGAUUUGGGAAUGGAGGAUGUGAAAUGAUCGUUACAUCAAGUUGAGCGGUCGGGUCAUAAAAGCGUAUGAAUCAGAUGAACAUGGGGGAAUACGAAUUUCGACGGAUAUACACAUUUUAGGAUGAAAUCAAUUUCCUUGCAAAGAGAAAAUAAGUCGGGAUGGAAAAAAGAUAAUAGGAUAUAUAUAAACA